Molecule: messenger RNA, 426 nt
Organism: Pseudozyma hubeiensis SY62
Lineage: Eukaryota; Fungi; Basidiomycota; Ustilaginomycetes; Ustilaginales; Ustilaginaceae
Product: zinc finger containing protein
Exons: 2
Coding region: 1-426 (141 amino acids)
Source: RefSeq, a predicted model, not a curated record
AUGUUUCGAGACCGACGCACCGGAAGAGGUCAUGCGAUCACAAAGUUUCAUCUUGCAAUCUUCUCAUCGUCCAACCUGACACCUUCGAUCCGAUCACCGUCACAGUCGCAAUCGCUCAAUCGUCCAGGCACCUUCGACAUGGUCAAGAACUCAAACAAGCGAGCCGAGCGAAGGGCGCCAGAGCCAGGACUCCAGCUUGAUUACGAACCUUCUUCCUCGACCACCUCUACCACAGCAUCACCGUACAAGCCGUUCCAACAUUCGCAGCAGCCUCAGUCUCAACCCAAGAAGCGCUCGGCAGGUGCGUCUAUGGGCAGGGCAGCAAGAGCAAAGAAGGCGAAAGCCAUCGAACGAGCCGACAAAACGAACCAGAAGUUCGUCGUCAACAAGGCGAAAGCAGAGAAGAAGAAGUUGAUGAAGUCCUGA